Messenger RNA from Gracilinanus agilis (Agile Gracile Mouse Opossum), 5718 nucleotides. RefSeq names its product thioredoxin domain containing 11 (gene TXNDC11). The transcript is spliced from 14 exons. The record is from RefSeq and is a predicted model, not a curated record. NCBI's taxonomy places the organism in Eukaryota, Metazoa, Chordata, Mammalia, Didelphimorphia, Didelphidae. The coding region runs from base 1 to 2925 and encodes 974 amino acids.
AUGUCGUUAUGCGGAGGCCGCGGUGGCGGCAGCGGCGACCAAGACGGCGGGGAAGGCGGCGAGGGCUCCGAGGGCUCCGGUGGCAGCGGCGGCGGCUCCUCCAGCCCGGCCCCUACCGGCCCCGCGGGCCUUCUGUGCCGGCGUCUGCGCGGCGCCUCCCUGAUGGCCCGGCGGAGGCCCGAGCUUCUGUGCGGGGUCGUGGCGGUGGGCUGUGCGCUGCUCCUGGCCCUCAAGUUCACGUGCAGUCGUGCAAAAGAUGUGAUAAUACCAGCAAAACCACCAGUAAAUUUCUUCUCUUCAAGAUCUCCUGUCCUUGACCUCUUCCAAGGACAGUUGGACUAUGCAGAAUACAUUCGUCGAGAUUCAGAAGUGGUCUUGUUGUUUUUCUAUGCUCCAUGGUGUGGACAGUCUAUUGCUGCAAAGGGAGAAAUUGAACAAGUAGCAAACAGGCUUGCAGACCAGGUGCUGUUUGUGGCAAUUAACUGUUGGUGGAACCAAGGGAAAUGCAGAAAACAGAAACACUUCUUUUACUUUCCUGUAAUAUAUCUGUACCAUCGGAGUUUUGGACCAAUUGAGUACAAAGGCCCCUUGCGUGCUGUUUACAUUGAGAAGUUUGUUCGCCGGGUGAUGAUGCCACUUCUCUACAUCCCCUCUCGGUCAGAAUUACUAGAUUUUCUCUCAAAUUAUGAGGUCCUGGUUUGGGGGACUUGUGAGAAUGUUUGUGUCCUUAGAGAAGCUAGUAUGGCAAAACUAUUUGGGGAAAAGCCUGGUGUACUUGGAUAUUUUGAGUUCAGUGGUUCUCCCCAGCCUCCUGGUUAUUUGACAUUCUUCACUUCAGCCUUACAUUCAUUAAAGAAAGAUUACCUAGGAACAUUACGCUUUGGUGUUAUCACAAAUAAACAUCUUGCCAAACUGGUGUCCUUGGUGCACUCUGGAAGUGUGUAUUUACAUAGGCAUUUCAACACAUCACUUGUCUUUCCCAGAGAAGUAAUGAACUACACAGCUGAGAAUAUUUACAAAUGGGCUUUAGAAAAUCGAGAAAUGCUUGUUCAAUGGCUGCGACCACAUGGAGGGAAAAGUCUUCUCCUGAAUAAUGAACUCAAGAAAGGACCAGCACUUUUUUUAUUUAUACCUUUUAAUCCCUUAGCUGAAAGUCAUCCUCUAUUAGAUGAGAUUACCGAAGUGGCCUUGGAAUACAACAACUGUAAUAAAAGUCAGGUAGUUGAACAACUACUUCAACACCUGAGACACGUGGAUUCAUCAACAUUGGAUUCUCUGGUAUCCAACCCCCCAAUCCAACUGGCAGAAUCAUCUUCAAUAACUGAGUCCCCAUGCUGCAAUACUGUGGUGCUUCCCCAGUGGCAUUCCAUCUCAAGAACCCACAAUGUCUGUGAGCUUUGUAUCAACCAGUCAACUGGGAUUAAGCCAAGUAAAGUCAAUGUGCCACAGUGCAGUUUUUUUGAAAUAGCAGCAGCUUUGGACUCAUUCUACCUCAAGGAACACACCUUCUAUCAAGUUACAUCAGAUAGCAUAGAAUGCAGCAAUUUUUUAAGUUUCUAUAGUCCUUUUAGCUACUACACUGCAUGUUGCAGGACCAUGAAUAGGGGCUUGAUGAGCUUCACUAAUUCCGAAGAGGAUAUCUUUCAGUCCCCUCCCAUCGCACUUUCUUCCCAUGAGAAGAAAUGUGAGGUUGAUAACCCAACUUCUGUUCCUCACAUUGAGGAGAGCAUCCCUCUCUUUCCUGAUGUUGACAUUAAUAGCACAAGUAUCACCGGCCUGAGCUGCAGGACCAACAAGACCUUGAACCUUUAUCUAUUGGAUUCAAAUUUGUUCUGGUUGUAUGCAGAAAGGCUGGGUGCAUCAAGUUCGACUCAGGUUAAAGAGUUUGCCGCUAUUGUUGAUGUAAAAGAAGAAUCUCAUUAUAUCUUGGACCCCACACAAGCUCUUGUAAAGCCCACUCUAGAGUCUUUUAUUCAGAACUUCAGUGUACUCUACAGUCCAUUGAAAAGGCACCUUAUUGGAAGUGACACUGUCCAUUUUCCUUCUCAGCACAUAAUCUCUGAAGUUACAACUGAUACCUUUUGGGAGGUAGUCCUUAGAAAACAGGAUGUUUUAUUACUGUAUUAUGCCCGUUGGUGUGGGUUCUGUGCAUCUCUCAAUCAUGUUUUCAUCCAGCUUGCUCGUCUUCUGCCUCCAGAUAAAUUCACUGUGGCCAGGAUUGAUAUAGGUCAGAAUGAUCUUCCCUGGGAAUUUAUGGUUGACCAUCUCCCUACCAUUUUGUUUUUUCCAUGCAACAGGAAGGACUUGAGUGUGAAAUUUCCCGAGGACUCCGCCAUCACCCUUCCCAAUCUGCUGAAGUUCAUUCUGCGUUAUUCAGACCCCAUUUCCACUGUUGGGAGCUCAGCUGACCCCCAAACCAAAGAACGUCUUCAGAAUGAGGCAGUAUUACAGAAAGGACACAUAGCCCACUUAGAGAAAGAGAUUCAUAAAUUAAGAGCAGAAAUUACCUCUCUUCACCAGGCUCAAGCCCAAGUGGAAUCCCAACUUUCAGAUGCCAGAAGAGAUAAACACAGACUGCAAAAGCAAAAACAAACACUGGAAAAGCAACAUAGUGUUCUUCAGCUCCACAGUGAGCAGUUAGAGGCCCUCUACGAGCAGAAAACCAGAGAGCUGGAGGAGAUGGCAGUGAAGCUUCAAGAAUUAGCAGAUGCAUCAGAAAACCUUUUAACAGAAAACGCUUUACUGAAAAUCUUAGUAGCAACAAUGGAAGGAAAAUUAGAAAAUGAAGAAUCUGAAAAGUCUAGUACUCUACAAGAGACACUUUCUCAUGAAACUGAACUCCAGUCACGGGACAACACAAAACUUGCCACUAAUAUGAGUUCUCCUAUGGCUUCUGAACAGAAUAAUGAAAAUAGGACAGAUUGAUUUUUAAGAUAAUAUGAAGAAAUCAGAUGGGACAGUUGUAUACUGGGAAGAUAAUUUAUGCAAAUUUUAUUGAAAUUCAUUGUAAAUAAAAAUUUUUCUCAGUGGUCUAGAAAAUCAAAGUGGAUGAUCAUUCAACUUAAAACUGAAUGGGGAAACAUUCCUUAUAUUUAUUGCACAAACUUGGUAGGUUGGAGACCAAAACAGUAGUACAGGUCCUUGAGAAUAAGAAUCUGAAAAACUAGCCCGUAUUUAAGUGACAUUAACAAACAACCUAGCAUUUCCCCUACUAUAGUUUUCUAAUCAUUACUUGUCACCUGUUCAGCAAACUGGAAAUAUAAUAAACCAUUUAGAGUAGCUUUGAGAGGUUAGUAAAUCUUCAGACUUAUAAGUGAUUGAAAGGCUUUAGAAGCUAAAUAUUUAUAUUGAUUGGUAAGCGUGGUAAAAGCUGGCUUUUUGCCUGGCAUUUUACUGGCCAGUUUUAUUGGUAUUUCCAUCUUAAGCAAAGCUUUAAUCUAAUAAGUGGUUGUGCCACUAAUCACCAAAUGUCUGCCUUUGAGAAGUCUGAUUUUAAAAAUAAAAAGCAAAAUUAAGUUCUCUCUGAUGACCAUAUGGAAGGGGAAAAAAAAAACACUUCCUUAAAAACUUGGGAGAAAUAAACAGUAUUUUAAAAAUUAUCAACCCUAUAAAAAGCCAGACAUGGUUCUAAAACACAGGGCAGUUAAAAGAAUCUGUUGGAUGACCUCAGCAUACUCCAUAAAAUGCAAGUGUGGAGUUGCCUUUGGGUUACUUUGCUAGCUACCUGAAUCAAGGGACUGUUUUCCUACAGAGCAAAAUGAUGUCAGAGGUAGAAAGCUUUGGAAGUUAAGUUUUUUGAUGUGAUUAAGUGAAUGGCUUGCCCCUCCUGGGAUCUGUUCAUCUUCAGCUUGCAUCCCCCUCUGCCUCCCAUUCCUUUCAUCCUUGGGCCCAGCUAUUGGUUCUCCCUUUACUUCAUAAGCCAUAAGCAGCCAUCAGAUUUGCACUUACCAUUGUCUCUGUAAAUCAAGAGUACUUCCCAGCAUUCCCGAAUUGAGACUCCAAUGAUAUGUGACUUUAUUAACUGCAACUUGACUGGUAUCCCCAAAAUGCUGGAUCAAGCUUUUACUGUAAAGCAGGGGUUCUUAACUUGGGGCCCACGAACUUAAAAAAAACAACUAUAUUUUGAUAUCUGUAUUUCAAUAAAUUAGUUUCCUUUGUAAUCUUAUGUAUUUUAUUGUAUGCAUUUAAAAUAGUCUAAUGAAGGGGGCCUUCAUUAGGUGUCGCCAGACUGCCACUUCUGCCAUGACGUACGAGUUUGGGAAGAACCCCUGCUACUGUUAAGUCUUAAGUCCCUCCCGUCAAAACAAAAUUUUAAUAACAAGAAGGAAUGAUGGAAACCCAUUUAGUUUGUCGUUGUUUUUUAACAUUAAUAUUAUUUACUUAGUACAUACAUCCUCGGUCUUCCCCAUCACAAUUGUGUGCUCGGAUCACUUCCAUAUUUAUUUAUAGUUGUUCAUUGUGUAGAAAUCACAUCGGCUAAUCUUGAAGGAUUCCUCCAAAAUGAGGUUAGGCACGGAUAUUUUUUUUUUAUCAUGAAUGCUUAAAUGAACACUAAAUUCAAAUUCUCACUGUGCCUUGUCAAAUCUAUAUUAUUCUAAUGCAAAAUUCAUACCAGUGUACAAACAAGUGACUUCUGAGAAUGGGCAGAAACUUGAGGAUUUUUUGAGGUGGGAAGCUGGCUAAAUUGUGAUGAAAGCCAUUCGUCUGAAAAUGGAAGAAACCCUGCCUUCCUAAACUGGGUCAUUUCCCCCAAAAGUACUGCAGAUCCACACACACACAAGUGGUUUCUGAAUGGCCACUAAGAUGCUUGCUUGCCUCUAGCUUACCACAUGCUUGCAGAAUGUUCCUGAAGCCUGAUGAGGGAAUUCCAGGCACGCCUCUACUGAUUUGCUGAGGAAGGUAAUCAUCCAAUCCCUAUGGAGAGUUAACUAGGAAUUUUGUUUCUGAAAAGAAACGGCCUCCCUCGAGCCUCUUUCGCCAUUCCCUUCCAGUUCAAAAAAACACAUUAAAUAGCAGGAAAUAAGUCUGUUGCCGUCUCUACGGGGACACUUGGGUUCGCUUAGACUAAGUAGAUUUCAUAUAGGUUCACGUGUAAAUCAUAGCAGUUACAGCAAGCUAGCACUAAAGGAACGCCAGUCGGAGGGGGAAAAAAGACGCUUCUAUUCUUUUGACAUGCGUUAAAAACACAGAGGAAAAACUGCUCUGCUGCUCUAAAGUAGCCUGGCAACCUUCCGGACUCUCCUGGGCCAGCUGCCCAUCCUUCACUGGCUCCCAGAGGAUACAGCAGCUUCCUUGCAAUGACUGUACAGCGAGCGGGAACGAGGUUCCUACCCAGCGGCCUGGUCCUGCUCCCGAAGGAUGGAGGCGCCGCUCCUUUUCUGGCCUACCGCUACCCGCGACAGCGGCCAAACUCUCCUACGCAUCAUCCCUCGUUUCCUAUAAAGUGACCCACAGAACUUAAAAACGACUCUUUACAUAUUUACAGCUGUGACUCCUAACUAGCUGGCCGACGGCGAUGUGGCCGCCACGGGAGCCUCCCCCGCGGCGGGGGCUCCGUCGGUCGGACCGAGCCGUCUAUGACGGACCGGCAGCUCCGUGUGCUAUAUUAUUUUAAAGAAAAACAAAACAAAAACAAAAACCCAAGUGCUUCUGGUGCCUAUGUACAGUUCACAGUUUUGUUAGCUAGUUCACAUUACAGUAGUAGCUCCAUCAAAAACA